AUGGGUCAGGAUUCCCGGACGAAGCGCCUGUACUUUGUCGACAUCGACCUCAACGCUGUCUACGUGUACCACCCCGGCCUGGACAAGUACGGAUACAGUCACUUUGACAAGAAUGUGACCGCUAUUGCCCUGUUGGCGUCCCAGGAUGGCCUCAUAGCCGCGAUCGAGGACGGCUUCGCCUUCAUCCCUCCGAGCUCACUUCCAAGUCCCAUUCUCAAUAGGACAGAUUCUCCUGCUGCGCAGUUCAAGCUGGGCUCGCCCGAGCGUUCAUACCAACCCUUGUCGACUGCGACCACCAUCGGCAAUGGUGAGGCCCGUUUCAAUGAGGGUGCCUGUGACCCCGUGGGACGUUUCCUCGCCGGAACCAUGGGCAAGGAGUUUGGUACCUCCAACGCACGGAUGUACUCCCUCCGCCCUGCCGCCGGUGGAACUUGGCAGGCGCCCCUCGUACUCGACGGCAUCACCUGCACGAAUGGGAUGGCAUGGGUCAAUGGUGGGAAGAAGCUCGUCUUCACCGACAGCUGGGUCAAGGAGAUCGUCACCUUCGAUUACAACGUCGGCAAGGGCACCAUAGCCAACCGAGGAGUAUUCUCCAACAUUACGGACCCCAAGUAUGGAUACCCCGAUGGGCUCUGUGUGGACGACCAAGGGGGAGUCUGGACGGCUCGUUGGGCAGCAGGCAAGGUGCUCCGGCUUAAUCCUGACACUGCCGAGAUCGAUGUCGAGAUUGACCUACCGAAUGCUUGGAACGCGACCUGUUGUAUCUUCGGGGGUGAUGACCUUGAGGAUCUCUACAUCACCACAGCACGGGGAACCCAAGACGCCGGCAACUUGGCACCUGCAGACCGCAAUGAGGAGGGGAAGCUAUAUGUGGUCAAGGGCACUGGCUACCGUGGUGUUGACAGGAACCGCUUCAACGGCCGGUUUGACAUUGAUGUUUAGAGCAAUGCCGUGGAGUAGGGUUCUCUAAUGC
Molecule: messenger RNA, 973 nt
Organism: Vanrija pseudolonga
Lineage: Eukaryota; Fungi; Basidiomycota; Tremellomycetes; Trichosporonales; Trichosporonaceae
Gene: rgn
Product: Regucalcin
Exons: 4
Coding region: 1-942 (313 amino acids)
Biological process (GO): L-ascorbic acid biosynthetic process
Molecular function (GO): gluconolactonase activity; calcium ion binding
Source: RefSeq, a predicted model, not a curated record